CGUUUGUUAUCGGCGCACAAGUUUGAAGUGAAAGUGAGAGGACAUGUGAUCCCACCCCAAGCAAUCCCCACCGCCACCGGCGCCGCGCCGCCCGCGCUGUCAAAACAGCCGCGUUUCAGUGGUCAGCUUUAAAAACCCGAGGCAGGAGGAUGGUUUAAUACAGAAUACGGUUUGCCGAGAACGCAGCAACACCAUGGUCGGCGUCGCGCACAUUCGGGGCGAGUACCCGCUGCACUGGCACGUGUGGCGCAACGAUUACAAGCAACUCGAAGAGGAACUCAGCCGAAAUAAACUGGAAUUGGAGAAAUCAGACAAUCGCGGCCGCACGCCGCUUAUGUUAGCUGUGACUUUAGGUCACUUGGAAAGUGCAAGGGUGCUGUUAAAUUUUGAUGCAAAUGUUAACUUUGAGAAUCCAGAGGGAUGGACUGUUGUACAGGAAGCUGUAUCCACUGGGGAUCCAGUGCUGCUUCAGAUGGUGCUACAAAGCAGGGAUUUCCAGCGGUAUUCGAACCGUAUGGCCGGCAUUCCUGAAUUACUACAGAAAUUAAAAGAUGCGCCUGAUUUUUACGUCGAAAUGAAGUGGGAGUUUACUAGUUGGGUGCCUCUGUUAUCACGUAUGUGUCCAAGUGACACCUAUAAGGUGUACAAACGUGGUUCCAACGUGCGCAUCGACACCACACUCCUCGGCUUCGACCAUACAAGUUGGCAGCGCGGCAAUCGCAGCUACGUAUUUCAGGGACAAGCCAUUCAAAUAGGCGAAGCCAUUCGUGGCAACAGGAGUUACGUUUAUUCACUGACAACGUCUGAUGGCGGUGCGACGAUGAUGGAAAUCGAUCAUGAAACGCGCAGCGUGUAUUCGGAGCAAAUGCGAACACCAGAAGAAGCGCAGGGUAUUUUUGUACCCUCCGAAGAGUCGCUUUCACAACGUUUAACCACACCGAUUGUGACAACCUACGUUGACACCGAUAAAAUCAGUUUCGAGAGGAAUAAGGCGGGUGUAUGGGGUUGGCGUUCGGAUAAAAUGGAAAUGGUAAAUGGGCAUGAGUGUAAAGUAUUCGGUGCUAGCAAUGUAGAAUUGGUGACGAAGACGCGCACCGAACACCUUACCGAAACCGAUAAAGCGAUCGCGCGCUCAAAGAGCACCAAAACACCGUUGCAUAAUUUUCUUGGCAUUGCCGACGUGGACGAUGAGGCGGCUGCAGCGGCAGCGACACAACCAGCUCCGGAUGAAGGCGCUGUUGCGAACACAGUCGGUAAUCCGUGUAAUAUCACCGCUGAGGAGUACUUCGACGCCGGCGUCGAUCUGCAUGGCCGUGAUAUCGGCCGUCCGAAGGAAGUGAAUGCACGCGUGCAGAAAUUCAAAGCGACGCUUUGGCUCUCCGAGAAUUAUCCGCUCUCGCUGCCCGAGCAGAUCCUGCCGAUUGUUGAUCUUAUGGCCAUUUCCAGCUCGCACUUCGCCAAGCUGCGGAAUUUUAUACAAAUGCAACUGCCAGCAGGUUUUCCUGUCAAAAUAGAAAUUCCAUUAUUCCAUGUAUUGAACGCACGCAUUACAUUCGGCAACAUCUUCGGUCUGGAUCAGGACGUACGCCAUGUGGCGCGCCUUGAGGAGGACGAUCGACUGUCAUGCGUCCUCGACGACGUACUCUUCCAAAUACCUCCGGGAUACAAUCAGCUUGGUAAUGUUGGUUUGGAUGAACGGCGCCAAUAUAGCCUUGAGGAAGAAGACGAUCUUCUGCAAUUCGCCAUCCAGCAGAGUCUCAUCGACGCCGGUACAGAAAAGGAAGUCGUCGACAUUUGGGAGGCGCUCAAGGCAAAGAAACCAUCGCGUCCCUCUACUCCUAAUUUGGGUAGCGAGGAAGAACGCCAGUUACAAAGAGCAAUACAAGCUAGUCUCGCAAUAUACCAAAGCAACGACGAGCUGCCGUACACCGAGGACGAGUCGUCCGACGCAGACGAAGACAUCCACAAGGCAAUCAUGCUCUCCGAACAGCAGCGGCAGCGCGAAGAGCAGGAGCGCAUCGAGGAGCAGCGAAUGCUCGAAGAGGUCCUCCAGUUGUCGCUCACCGAGAAGUAAUCAGCCAGCAGCGCGGGAUCGCUCCGCUGGUAGGUUGAGCGAGUAUUUAUUUCUUCCGAAUGCGUUCUAAACUGAUACAGGUUUAUAUGAUAUUCUAACUGAUAAUUAUAUAUUAAUCAAAACGUUGCGGAGAGACGGGGGGGUGUUACGAGAUGGAUGAGUGUAACUAAUUUAGUUAGCUAAAUGACUACGACAAAAACGACUGGGGCAAAUAUAUGCGUAUAUUUUCCACUGCGCGGAGGACUGCUGAUAACUGAAACUUAAACGAUGAAAAAGAAUCACAUGUUAACAUCACAACUAAUUGAAUGUAACUAAUUUUUAAUUUCUCAACCAUGAGCUGACUGUUUGAAUGUUAAUUUUCUGUUUCUAAAUGUGUCGAUUUUCCGUUCUCGAUUGUUUUAUGCCCAGGGUGGCCUGAAGAAGUUUUAAGAGUUCCACCCUGGUUAAAUAAUAUAUAUGUUAAAUGAGAUGUGAACUGGUAGCAAUGUGAUGUUAAGCUGGAUUUUAAUUCUAAAUUUUAUACAUUUUCAAGAGGCAAGUUCCGCCCUUUCAUACGAGUAUUACACUUACACUUUGGGCAGCGAUUAUAUGUUAAUAAGCGGCCCAACUUUAUGUGUACUUAUUUUAAGCUAAGCAGCGCUCGGCCGGCGCGGGACAGCCAAACAAUAAAAAUUAUCAAAAGUACGCUUUCUCGCAUCGUGAUAUCAUCAACAUUUAAAUGUAACGUGUCUUGCGACCGGCCACAUACGGAUGAUUCCACAGAUUCAACACAAGCUCACACCUGCUGAAAGCAAAACCAAUACCACACACACAAUUUGAAACAUUUUUAUGGCGUAGAAUUCGAGCGGGGCUGUCAUUUGUUUGUUGUAGAAUACCAUUCGUUGUUUAAUAUUGUUGGUUCAUCGAUACUCGACUUACAUGGCGUAUAUUACGAUAAGACUUGUCCAAACAAACAAAAAAACAUAAUUUUUAUACAUGAAAUGAAACAAAUACGAAGCAAGAAUCAAACACUCGCCGAGUUGCAACAUGAAUACCUUUGUAUACAGUUUAAUCAAUCUCCGGAAAUUAAACAGCACUUAUUCUGUGUCAUACAAUAAAUGAUGAAAGCUA
This is a messenger RNA of Dalotia coriaria, 3184 nucleotides long. RefSeq names its product ankyrin repeat domain-containing protein 13D. NCBI's taxonomy places the organism in Eukaryota, Metazoa, Arthropoda, Insecta, Coleoptera, Staphylinidae. Gene Ontology annotation, cellular component: cytoplasm. The record is from RefSeq and is a predicted model, not a curated record. The coding region runs from base 194 to 2074 and encodes 626 amino acids. The transcript is spliced from 10 exons. Gene Ontology annotation, molecular function: protein binding.